Boleophthalmus pectinirostris (great blue-spotted mudskipper) is the source of this 1995-nucleotide messenger RNA. It is a transcript of the gene spi1b, whose product is annotated as Spi-1 proto-oncogene b. The coding region runs from base 579 to 1343 and encodes 254 amino acids. Gene Ontology annotation, cellular component: nucleus. Lineage: Eukaryota; Metazoa; Chordata; Actinopteri; Gobiiformes; Gobiidae. Gene Ontology annotation, molecular function: sequence-specific DNA binding; DNA-binding transcription factor activity, RNA polymerase II-specific. The record is from RefSeq and is a predicted model, not a curated record. The transcript is spliced from 5 exons. Gene Ontology annotation, biological process: regulation of transcription by RNA polymerase II; cell differentiation.
UAUACUUUUAAAUAAAUUCAUCAAUAACAUUUCAUAUUUUUUGUUUUGUUCCCAAGAAUUGAAUUUUAAAAUAGCAACUUUUUGGAAAAAAUAUUCUAUAAGAGGACUGUAACUAUAAAUGAAAAAUGACAGAAACUCUUUCUGAAACUUUUUCUUGAUUAAUUGCCCCCUCUUGUACACCAUAUUAAGGGGGGAUUGCUAUGCUCAGCUGUGAUUGGCUGUUUGAGGAGGGCACAGCAUUAAGACCCUGAUAAAAGUUUCAUCAAUGACCAAAAGCCUGUAGCAGAUGCACUCCAAUGCUCCCACCCACACGCAUUUACACAAGUCAUAGGUUCCCUGUUCGUUUGCCAGUCCAGCUUUGGCCCGUGGUUCUUUCUUUUGGUUUAAAUGCAUCUAUAGGCCUCUGAGUUCAAGAUAUACAAGUCAAUACUGUAGAUCCAGGCAGAAACAACUUUUGGUUUUGCAUUGACUGAGAGGAAAUUUUGAAAUAUUGUGCAAUGGUGCCACAAAAGUUUUGAAAGAUUGUGAGCAUUUUGCCUGCAUCUUGUGAGUCGGGUCGUUGGACAACUCAGGUCUCCAUGUUGCAUCCGUACAGAAUGGAGAGCUACCUCAUCCCCCCUCCCUCCGAAGAAAUGUACGACCCAGAGAUCUACAGACAUCAAAUGGCAGAAUAUUACAAUCCAUAUGUGCUGGAUUCAGACAUCCCUUCAGAUCACUGGGAGUACCACACUCACCCUCCAGUUCAUUCAGUGGAGUUUGAAACUCUCCCAGAGACCAAUUUCACAGAGUUACAGAGUGUCCAGUCCCUUCACCCCACCCUCAUCAGACACGACGCCCUCCGGUAUGACCCUGAAAGCCUGCUGGACCCCAAUCUGGGAGCGCACCCACAUGUCCUACAGCAACCUGUGGCCUACUAUUCUCGGGCGGUGUACCCUCAGAUCUCACAGCGCAGCUCAGACGAUGAAGACAACAGAGCUCUGGAGGUGUCUGACGAAGAGUGCAGAGACCGGCUGCCCUACAUCCCAGGAGAGCUCGGCAACAAAAAGAAGAUCCGCUUGUACCAAUUUCUUUUGGACCUCUUGCGAAAUGGCGAAAUGAAAGACAGUAUUUGGUGGGUGGACCGGGACAAAGGCACAUUUCAGUUCUCAUCCAAACACAAGGAGGCACUCGCCCACCGCUGGGGCAUCCAGAAGGGCAACCGCAAAAAAAUGACAUAUCAGAAAAUGGCACGGGCUUUGCGUAACUAUGGCAAAACUGGCGAAGUGAAAAAAAUUAAGAAGAAGCUGACAUACCAAUUUAGUGAUGAGGUGUUGGGAAAGAGCCAUCUGGACAGGAAACAUUAGACACACACCCACACAUACCAAAAAGUUAAAAUAUAUUGUGUUAUAUUAUUACAGGUUAAAAUGACUUACAUUUAGAGAUGCUGUUUUAAUUUUCAGUUUGGAUUUAUUUAUUAAACCAACUUAUGUGUAUGUGUUUCUUAAUACUUUUUCCAAAAAUUUUAAUUUUAAAGAGGAAUUAUGUAACUUUUCUGGUGGAGGGUGCGCUGCCUGCUUGUCUCCAUGGAGAUUUAUGCAACUCAGGAAGAAUACAUGGUUUCAAGGUAUUUUAAGCAAGAUAAUCCCAUGCUGUGGAACAUACCAAUCAAAUGUUUGAGACAACAUGGAGACAAGCAGGUGGCAGUAAAGUUAGUGCACCUUUAAAAUCUAAACUACACAAAAUGAAUUAUUUGAAUUAAAUACAUUUUAUGCAGUUAAAUUUAGAGCACCAUAAUACCCUUAUGUACAUAGCAUUACACUGUACAGUAACAAUAUACACAAUGCAGCGUUUAUAGGACUAUAGGAAUCCUCUGGAAUGUGUUUUUAAUUUUAAAGAAUAAAACAUUUUUGAGAUUUCUUUUAAAAUGCUAUUUAAGUAGAAAACUGGCUCUGGUUCUUUGUGCCAGAGAUGUGUAAAAUAUGAUAUUGUACAUACAUUAUUAAAGUUGUAAUUGUA